Folsomia candida is the source of this 1513-nucleotide messenger RNA. RefSeq lists its product as uncharacterized. Lineage: Eukaryota; Metazoa; Arthropoda; Collembola; Entomobryomorpha; Isotomidae. The transcript has 3 exons. The record is from RefSeq and is a predicted model, not a curated record. The coding region runs from base 153 to 689 and encodes 178 amino acids.
GUAAAAGGUACUCCCUAUUUAAGUCUGCUACGUAUCCUACGCAAUUUCAGUCGGUGUAUUGUGCGUGACUUGGUUGGAUUCACAUUUUUUCUUCUCGAUCCAUUUUUUCCCUUCGUGUGGACGUUAAGGAAUCCUUCUUCUCGGGAUAUAGAAUGAGGUCGAUUUGUGUAGCCCUGUUCCUCUUCAUUGGGUGCAGUCAAGCCCUGCAGCUUCGGUCACCGGUGUACUCGGCCAAAAAUGGGGGCGGUUCGACCCCAGCGAAACAAGCCGAAUUGCCACUCGCCUCCCCCGCCAUGCCGGCCCCGCAACAGGCACAAGCUCGAGAGGGAACCGUUCCAGUGACCGGGGACGCCGCGGCGGUCAACACCUCGCCCAACAAUGCGCAGAACUACAUGGUCUACUACUACCCCGAAUAUCGUGCUGGACAGACCCCCGCGACUGCAGUCCCGUACGACUCCUCCCCCUCGGUCUUCUCCCGAAUUCCGUGGGUGGACGUCGGCUACGUGGUCGUUUCCUUGGGCUUGAUCAUUGCCGGCGGAACCGUCGUGUACAACGGGGUCGGCUCCCAGGUCAAAACCAGGGCGAUGCGGGAACUUGCCGGAAUCGACUUUGACGACGCGUCCAACGUCGCCAGAAGAGUUCUCAGGGCCAUCGAGAAGUUCCAAAAUAUGAAUGUGGAGACUCAGUAAGAAAGAGGAGAAAGUGACGAGAUUUUCAUCAUUUUGGAAUUUGCCGUGCAUACUAAUGUACAUUUUAUGAUUAAUCAAAUAAACAAAAAAGACUGAGCAUUACAUUACAAUCAGAAGAAGAGUCGUACUCAAGGAGAAAAAAGACUUGUAUUAAAAUUAUUGUAGAAUAAUUUAUUUGUGAGUUGGUUACUACUGAUGUUUCGAAUUUUGUAGGAUUAUUAGUUGUUACUACAAUUAUGUUAGUGCUCGUGUAACCCGUUUCACACACCUCUCUACCUGCAUGCCUCUCAUACAUUCAUCUCUUUCGUGUCAUGAUAUCUUCACUUUCCAACAACAACGGCAUUUUCAUUGUGACGUCAUUUGGUCACUCUUUUUCAAAAAGUGUUCACAAAUUUUGUAGGUUUUUAAUAUAGUAAAUAAGUAUAUUCUAGGAAUUUCAGCAAUAAAUACAAGUGUUAAACUUAUUUAGAAAUAAAUCGGUUAUUAAUUAAUUAAUUAAUACUUUCUCUUCGACCUAUUUCUUCAUACCUUGUAAUCAAAUUUGAAUUUUAUUAAAUAAAAAUUUAAUAAAUAAAUAAAUAGUUUCUUUCCAUUUUUUAACGCAUAUGAAAAUUAUCUAUGAUUAUUUCAUUACCAAAUUUUCAAUAAACAGAUAAGUGAGACAGGCAUUAAAUCAAGAUACUCAAAUUCUAUCGCAUUCCUUCAAAUUAAUUACAAUAAUUUAUUAAUAACUAACUAACUAACCACUUAUUAAACGUUCCUUUAACUACUGUUAGAGACGAAUGCAACUGUUGAUGGAGCAGUUUCCACUAUUUUUCGUCAUA